AUGGAGACUAUGCAGAUCAGCACUCCCCCCGCCGCCAUGAAUGGUGCACAGCCAAAAGGCUUGUGGUCGCGGGAUGAACAUUCCAGGAACGUAAAGAAUGUCAGUCGUGAUAAUGGUGGGUCGCGACAACCUCGGAGAUCGAGGACUUUGCACGAGGAGUUCCAAACUCCAGCCAUGCCAUAUGGGUUUGGCGAGGUCCACCUCCCCUCGAACUACCAGGUCCACGCCCAGGACCACUAUAGGGCUAUGAACGGUCUGCCGUCGCCCAUCUCGGAAGUCCCGCCAGCUCUCGAGAAUGGCGAUUACAUGAUGUCGCUGUCGAUUACAUCGGACUCUUCGGAGAGAAGCUCAUCCUCCAGGGUAGCUGAGCAGGCGCCUCAGCCCGUCUCAAGGAUACGCCAACUUCGUCCUACACUCCCCCCACCCCGCCGUUCCUACUCAGUGACGGACCAGGAGCCGGUGCCACAUCACCACCGGCUCUCAUCUGUCAUGACACUGCUUGAUCUGCCAGGCGAAGUCCACUACGCAAUUUUUGACUUCCUGGAUCCUCUGGACAGCACUUGCUUUGGUCUCACCAACAGGCACAUGUAUGGGAUUCACAGACGAUUGCACGGUACGGUCCCCCUCUCUAUUCGCCGUGCAGGUCCCAACGACAUGGAAUGGGCUUGGCAUCGGGUCGGACAGUCGACCGCCGUCACCGCCGCGAAGCCUGCCGCUGCCGUGGCUGCCACUGAGGGCGAGGCCGCGGCUGACGACAAGGAACGCAAGGCUCUCGAGAAGACGGAGAUUACUGCCAUGAGGGUGCGUGGACAAGCCUAUUGUCGCAAGUGUGGAAUCUCCCGCUGCGAGUUGCACAAACACAUCCGCGACUGGAUGGGCGAGAACUACGAGUACUGUAGCGUUCGGCAAAAGUUUGGGCCCAAGGCUCCCGAGGGCGCUAGGAGCUUUUGCUACCUGAGCAACCCCAAGAAUCCGGGCCGGUGUGGUCGCCAUCGAGUUGCGAAGGCGCAACCACCGUCGAAUUCUGUGCAAUUUUGA
This is a messenger RNA of Pyricularia grisea, 1038 nucleotides long. RefSeq lists its product as uncharacterized. The record is from RefSeq and is a predicted model, not a curated record. NCBI's taxonomy places the organism in Eukaryota, Fungi, Ascomycota, Sordariomycetes, Magnaporthales, Pyriculariaceae. The coding region runs from base 1 to 1038 and encodes 345 amino acids. The transcript has a single exon. Gene Ontology annotation, molecular function: protein binding.